Molecule: messenger RNA, 3465 nt
Organism: Filobasidium floriforme
Lineage: Eukaryota; Fungi; Basidiomycota; Tremellomycetes; Filobasidiales; Filobasidiaceae
Exons: 13
Coding region: 73-3330 (1085 amino acids)
Biological process (GO): mRNA 3'-end processing
Cellular component (GO): nucleus
Molecular function (GO): protein binding; mRNA binding
Source: RefSeq, a predicted model, not a curated record
CCUCUCGAUCAUCAAGUCAAGAUUAGCAAGCUCUAGACUAGUCAUCUUGCUUGCUCCAGAAAUAUCCUCGACAUGGACAGCGGACGAUACUCACCAUCAAGUCCUGCGAUGCCGGAACUGCCGGACGAGGAGGAGGAGCCGACCGACCUUCAGGCAGACGUGCAGGAUGCCAUUGACAAUCUGGAGCACAUCGAUCAAAUCGAAUCCGGGUUGGACGAAGCUGCGUCGGCCGUUUUAGGCUUAGAGGGAGUGCAUGCGGACCAUCAGACGGGGGGACAAUCUUCUUCGGAACAAGAGGUUUUCCACGAUGCUACCGCUCAAGAGGCCGAGUUGGAGCAAGAGAUCGCCCAGUUGCCUGAUGCGGCUGCGACGAGCUUGAUGGGAGAGGCUGCCGGCCAGUACACGCAGACGGGAGGAUCGAGUGAGGAUGCAGAUGCCGAGGGCGAGAUCGACAUGGAUUUGGGGGACGAUGACGAGAGCGAGCAGCCUCUACCGGUCGCUUCGAACACGUACCCCAGCAACUACGACGACCCCAACAUCGAUCCUGCUCUACUGGGAAUGGAUGCAGAAGUACCAGCGGCUCCGCCUUCGUUCCCAAUCCCGCAGGCUACCGCUACGGCGGCUUCGGCGUCAAACACUUCGACACCUAUCCCCGUUGCACCCGAAUCGACAUCGACGAGCAACACCCCUACUCAGCCUGAACAGCGUCAACGUGACAACCGAUCUGCAUCCCCCGCUCGUCCCGCUCCUACUCGUCGUCGGCCAGGCCAACAACGCCGAUCCCCCUCAUACUCCCUCGACGCCGCUCCUGCUGCUCCCAACCCCAUUCCUACACCUGCUUCCACUUCGCACAACCCGAUCGUAGCCCCCGGUUCGAGGGCGGGAUUGCCAGUGAAACCCGUAACGGGGCCAACACCCCCAUCGUCAGGGAGGAGGACUGAGCCGAGGCAUUACGCACCAAGAUUCAGUUUCGAGGGGGUCGAGUUUCCGGAAGGGAUUCAGGUAUCGAGUCCGAGCGUGAUGGCGCAUCAGGCGCUGGCUUCCAGCUGGGUCGAGAGCAAAGAGAACAAGGCGGCCAACGCUCAGGCUUCUUUAGCCAUGUUUGAGGCGGCGCGGUCGGACGGAGACGUCGAAGGUGCCAGGUCAUGGUAUCAGGCCUUCUCUAAAGACAAUCCGACAGCGGUCGGACCAAUGUUGGACAUGAUCAACUUUGAACUCGCACAUGGGAAUUUCCCCCAAGUCGUUGCGCUUUACGAAAAGGCUCUUCGGGGUUUGGGAGGAAGCGUCGGUGCCGUUCCCGGCGUUGACAUCUGGCGUUCAUAUCUGCAUUACAUCCGGAGGCAGAACCCGAUCCCUGCUCCCGGAUCUGCAAAUGCUAGUUCUGCGGAUGCGGUUAGGGAGACGGUUGUUAGGGCCUACGAACUCGCGCUCAAAGAAGCUGGGAUGGAUAUCGCCGCGGGGCACGUCUGGAGGGAGUAUAUCGCCUUUUUGGGCGAAAAGGAGUGCACAAACACGUGGGAAGCCCAGACUCAAACGGAUGCGAUCCGAAAGGUCUACCACCGGGCCGUAGCGAUCCCCUUGAUGGAUGUGGAACAGAUCUGGAGGGAGUACGACGGGUUCGAGAACAAGUUGAACAAGAUGACGGCCAAGAAAUUCCUUGCCGAGCGUUCUCCGCUCUACAUGACCGCUCGAACCGUUCUGCGGGAUCUGAAACUCCAGACAGAACCCCUGGUUGCCAUGCCGAUUCCACCCCGGCCGACACGGUCAGAAGCCGAUCGAGCUUUGGUAAUCAAUUGGAAAAAGUACCUCAAGUGGGAGGAAAGCAAUCCUCUCGAUAUCGAAGAGCCCGCGGCGCUGCAGGCUCGAGUUGGGUAUGCGCUGCGCAAGUGCUUGACCCAGAUGAGGUUCUUCCCCGAGUUGUGGCAUCAGGCAGCAGUCUUCUAUGAAGGUCAAGAGAAACCAGAAGAGGUCUUAUCCUACCUCAAAACGGGUCUCGAGGCCAACCAGUCCAGCUUCUUGUUGACUUUUGCGCUGGCCGAGCAAGAGGAGAUUCGACAAAACAAGGCGGCUGCUCGGGAAGUAUACGACAACUUGAUCAAGAACCACGGAGCCGAAAUUGACAAGCUGAAAAGGUCGAUCAGCGAAGAGGUCGACGAGGCAAAGGGCCCCGAGAUUGAAGAUGACGAGGUUGAGUUCCUGCGUGCAGACGACGAGGAUAUGGAUGGGGCAGAGCUGUCCGAGACUCAGAAACGCAAGGCGGAGCGGGAAGCCAGAGGAAAGGCGGUGAUCGAUCGGCGCCAGAAGGAGCUGGAUGAUCUUGUCACAGCUGCUGGUGUCAUCUGGGUCAUGUACAUGAGGUUUGCAAGACGUACAGAGGGUUUGAGGUCUGCCAGGGGCAUAUUCUCUGCUGCGCGCAAGUCACCAUACGUGUCAUGGCACGUCUUUGAAUCAGCAGCGCAAAUGGAGUAUCACUGUAACACGGAUGCCAACAUUGCUACCAAAAUCUUCGAACUCGGAUUGAAAGCCUUCCCGGAGGAUGUAGCUUUUGCCGUCAAAUUUUUGGAAUUCCUUAUCCAGAUUAACGAUGACAGCAAUGCCCGUGCUCUGUUUGAGCGACUAGUCCUCAAGUUCCCGGCCGACAGGGCACGACCGAUCUGGGAUGCGUGGGCCAAGCACGAAUAUCUCUACGGAGAUUUGGCCGCAUCUCGGAAACUGGAAGCGCGUCUGAAGGAGACUUACCCGAACGACGCACCCUUAAGACGUUUCGCUUCGCGGUUCGUUUACAACGGGAUUGACGAAAUUGCUAGUCGUGACCUCGGCUUCGGCGUCAAGCGAGAAGCAGCACCCUUGCCCAAGCGGACACGACCGGAGGAUUCACCGAUGCGAUCACCAAGAAUACCCGAGCCCCGAUUCAGGGAUCGCGAUGAUCGUCAGCCUCUUCCGCCUGUUCGGGAGCCACCACCCAAGCGCCAGAGAGGCUUUUCACCACCCCGACGGAACGGGCGUGCAGGACCGCAAGAGGAUGAUCGUAGACGACGAGAUUUCUCGCCGCCACCGGGACCUCGUCGCGAUAUGCCACCUGUUCAACAAUUGCCAGUUGUACCACCAGGCCUGGAACGGGAUCCUUCAGGUCUUCCGAGGGCUGUCGUUUGGUUCAUGGGCAACCUCCCUCGGGCUAGGCUGUUUGAUGGACCGAUUUUCAAACCGGAAGACCUUAUGGAUGUUCUAGGGCGAGCAAAUAUCCCGCAUGCUGGACUUGGUAACAACAUGCCGAUGGGUCCCGGACUCGGUCUCGGACCACAUGGUUUCGGCGGUCGCGGAAGAUUCUAGAGGAGGUAUGAGAACUUGUCAUAUAUACAUCAAACGAUGACGAAGAUCUCUAUGGUAUACAAGUAUUCAAGCAAUAUAUAUUUCCUACGCUCAAUAAAUCCCCGUUAUCACCACCCGUGGUAGCUAUACGAUACG